Hemicordylus capensis (graceful crag lizard) is the source of this 2223-nucleotide messenger RNA. RefSeq names its product stress induced phosphoprotein 1 (gene STIP1). Bases 149 to 1780 code for a protein of 543 amino acids. The transcript is spliced from 14 exons. The record is from RefSeq and is a predicted model, not a curated record. Lineage: Eukaryota; Metazoa; Chordata; Lepidosauria; Squamata; Cordylidae. Gene Ontology annotation, molecular function: Hsp90 protein binding.
GGAGGAAGGGGACGCGGGAGCCAAUCAGAGGGCGGGUGCGGAGCGCGAGGGUUCUAGCAGCUUCCAGAAGGCGGGCGCAGGAAGGUGAAGUAACUAAAGGCUCAAGGCGAGGCGGCGGCAGUGGCGGCGCGGAGACUCGGCUGGCGCCAUGGAGAAGGUGAACGAAUUGAAGGAGAAGGGUAACAAGGCUCUGAGUUCAGGCAACACUGCCGAAGCCGUCAAGCACUACUCGGAGGCCAUCAAGUUGGACUCCUCCAACCAUGUGCUGUACAGCAACAGGUCUGCAGCUUACGCCAAGAAAGGCGAGUACCAGAAAGCCUUGGACGACGCUUGCAAGACGGUGGAGCUGAAGCCGGAGUGGGGCAAGGGCUACUCCCGCAAGGCAGCUGCCUUGGAAUUCCUGAACCGCUUUGAGGAGGCCAAGAGGACAUACGAAGAAGGGCUGAAACAUGAGCCGGGCAAUGCGCAGUUGAAGGAAGGCUUGCACAACAUGGAAGCCAGGCUGGCUGAAAGGAACCUCAUGAACCCUUUCAACCUGCCCAACCUCUACCAGAAGCUGGAGAGUGACCCCCGCACUAGAGGCCUGCUGAGCGACCCAAGCUACCGGGAUCUGAUUGAGCAGCUCCGCAACAAGCCCUCGGAGCUGGGGACGAAACUGAAGGACCCCCGAGUGAUGACAACCCUGGGAGUGCUGCUGGGUGUUGACUUGGCCGGCGCCGAUGAUGAGGAUGAAGCGAUGUCUCCGCCCCCUCCGCCUCCCCCCAAGAAGGAGCCCAAGCCGGAGCCCAUGGAUGAGGACCUCCCGGAGAACAAGAAGCAGGCUCUGAAGGAGAAGGAGCUGGGGAACGAGGCCUAUAAGAAGAAAGACUUUGAGGCGGCCCUAAAGCAUUACGACAAGGCAAAGGAGCUGGACCCAACCAACAUGACCUACAUCACGAACCAAGCAGCGGUGUACUUUGAGAAAGGAGAUUACAAUAAGUGCCGGGAGCUGUGUGAACAGGCCAUCGAGGUGGGGCGUGAGAACCGGGAGGACUACCGGCAGAUUGCCAAAGCUUACGCCCGGAUCGGCAAUUCCUACUUCAAGGAGGAGAAGUUCAAGGAAGCCAUUCAGUUUUACAACAAAUCUCUAGCCGAGCACCGGACUCCGGACGUGCUGAAAAAGUGCCAGCAGGCCGAGAAGAUCUUGAAAGAACAGGAAAGACUAGCCUAUAUCAACCCCGACAUGGCCCUGGAGGAGAAAAACAAAGGCAACGAGUGUUUCCAGAAAGGGGACUAUCCGUGCGCCGUGAAACACUACACGGAAGCCAUCAAGCGCAAUCCCAACGAUGCCAAACUGUACAGCAACAGAGCCGCCUGCUACACCAAACUACUGGAGUUCCAGCUGGCACUAAAGGACUGCGAAGAAUGCAUCCGCCUAGAACCCUCCUUCAUCAAGGGCUACACACGCAAGGCAGCCGCGCUGGAGGCCAUGAAGGAUUAUACCAAAGCCAUGGACGUCUACCAGAAGGCCCUAGAGCUGGACUCCAACUGCAAGGAAGCCUCUGAGGGCUACCAGCGCUGCCUCAUGUCCCAGUACAACCGGAACGACAACCCCGAGGACGUGAAGCGCCGGGCCAUGGCGGACCCCGAGGUGCAGCAGAUCAUGAGCGACCCUGCCAUGAGGCUGAUCCUGGAGCAGAUGCAGAAGGACCCUCAAGCCCUAAGCGAACACUUGAAGAAUCCGGUUAUUGCCCAGAAAAUCCAGAAGCUCAUGGAUGUUGGUUUGAUUGCGAUUCGGUGAUGAUUCUGACUCGGUGCCCUCCCUCCUCCCCCUGUUGAAAAGGGCAGCUGGGACUCAUGGAUGCUGGCAGCCUGCUCCGAGGGCGCGUCGCCUCUAUGGGAGGCAGAGACUUACUUGUACAGUUGAGCGGUGUGUCGGUCUCUCUCUUCCUCAUGCGUGCACACAUGUUCCCGCCCAGCUGGCUCGGGGCCUGGCCUCUCCAUCUCCAUGCCCUGUUGCGCACGCACGGGCGCUCUCUUUCCCUCCCAGCGGUUAUUUCCAUUUGUGAGCUGCCCUCCUCCCCUCUCUUCUCUCUCCCUCCUCCCCUGCAGUUUUUAAUUCUCUUCGCCAGCGGCCGUGGCGUGGGGAGGCUCCACUCUUGUUCGUUGUCUGGUUUCUUUUGGCUGUGAGGCUGCAUUUUGUCUGCUGCGCACCCAAUAAAAGAGCAAAGUUAGUGGCCUUGG